GUCCGCAGCAAGAGCCGGGGCAAGCUCCGAGGCGUCCACCGCCAGAGGGCCUUGCAGCUCUUCUUGCGGGAGUCACAAGAAGAGGAGCUGAUGCCUGCUGGGUCUAAGUCGGAAGGUCGACCUCCCAUCAAGCUGCUUUUGUCUGCCUUUGAGGGUCGCCCAGCGGUGCUGCUGUUCGACUACCACCCUGCUGUGGGGAAGGAACGGACCGUGGACCCUGAUCGCGUGGUCUCCUGCGAGGGGCAUGGUCGUCCCGAGAUCUUCUUCAGCCAUUCGGGCUGCGUGCAUCGCUACAAUGCAGUGCUCAACAGCUUUUACUGCGGAGGUCUGGAGGAGGAGGCAUCUGUGCUGGACUCAGUCGUCAGGACGGUGAAGGGUCCGCGGACCGUUCCGGGGGCGGUCCUGAGACACCGCAUGAUACCGCCCGACACCGCCCGACACCGCGACGGCUUAAAAAGCGGUGAGACGGGAAAUCCUCUCCUCGGUGGCUUUGUGGUCCUUGAGCCAAAAAGCUGGCCCGAAGCUGGGUCGAUCCUGCUGGUUUGCGACACGUUGCACCAAUAA
This is a messenger RNA of Durusdinium trenchii, 564 nucleotides long. The record is from the annotation of a GenBank genome assembly. Lineage: Eukaryota; Dinophyceae; Suessiales; Symbiodiniaceae.